AUGGCCAUCAUGGAUUUCGUCCAGCGCUUCCAAGCUCUGCAGCUGCAGCGAGACACCGGCAAUGAGUUAAUAAAGGAUCUUUUGAUUUACUGCGAGGGCAUGGAAACCGGUCUGCGGCUUGAAAAUGCGAGACUUGCAAAAGAGCUAGAAGAUGCGCAAUUAGAUCUCGACGAUGCCCGGCGCUCGAGACGGGAUUUGCAGCAGCAGUUGAAUUUGGCCCAGCAGCGAGUUGGCCAGUUCAGUGUCGAUUGCGAUUCCAUGAGGAAUCGCAAUCCGUACAUUAUGGUCUUGAUUGACGGGGAUGGUAUGAUCUUCAAUGAAGACCUCAUACACCAGGGAAUCGAAGGGGGAAAGCAGGCAGCCAACGCUCUUCGAAACUCCGUCCUCGAACACUGCAGCGAACUUACAGACGAAAUCGAAAUUAUGGCUAAAGUUUGUGCAAAUAUAACAGGCCUCUCGAAGGCUAUGCGACGGGAUGGAUCUCUCGGCAACCCAGAUGAUUUGAGGGAUUUUACAUUAGGUUUUACACAAGGAAAAGCUUCGUUCGACUUCAUCGAUGUUGGACACGGAAAGGAGCGGGCAGAUUCGAAGAUCAAAGAAUGCAUGCGCUGGCACCUUCGAAACCACAACUGCAAACAGAUUCUUCUAGGUAUCUCCCACGACGCCGGUUACGCCCCCUUCCUCGAUGAAGUAGUCAGUCAAGACGACCGCUGCCGAAUUACAAUUAUCGAAGGGCCUCCCACCGUCCGCGAGCUCGUCAGUACCGGCCUACAAGUCUUAAAUUUCAACAACAUAUUCCGCGCAGAAAAGCUCGUCGAUCGUUUAAUUCCAUCUCCCACGCCACCAUCGACCUGGGCAGGAGUGACCUCCAUAGCUAUUCCCUCAGCUCCAGUGGCCGUCCCACCAGUUCCAGUGAAAACCAACGGUACAACCAAAAAACUAACACCAAUUACCCCCAUUGCAAAGCCAGCCUGGGUCCCCAAUCCCCGCGGUCUCGAUCCCCCAAUCACCGUCAACGCAACAGUCCUCGAUAAAAUCAAACGCCGAACCACAAACAACAAACUCUGCAAUAACCAUUACCUCCGCGGGCCAUGCGCCAAGGGCGAUGAAUGCUGUUUCGAGCACCAAUACAAGGCCACCGACGAAGAUUUGAAAGCUAUUGCAUAUCUGACAAGACUCAACCCAUGUCUGAAUGGUCAGGACUGUGAACUGGAAUUUUGUAUUUACGGGCACCAUUGUCCGUCUGUUAGUAUGGGAACUAGUGGCAAGGACCCGGUGUGCAAUGCUUUUGGAUGUAGGUUUGGGAAGGAGGAUCACCCACCUGGUACUGUUAUCAAGCACCCGAGGAAGGAGAGGUGGGAGAAGGACUAUGAGCGCUACUAG
Messenger RNA from Hyaloscypha bicolor E, 1383 nucleotides. RefSeq names its product C-x8-C-x5-C-x3-H type zinc finger protein-like protein. Gene Ontology annotation, molecular function: metal ion binding. The record is from RefSeq and is a predicted model, not a curated record. The coding region runs from base 1 to 1383 and encodes 460 amino acids. The transcript has 5 exons. Lineage: Eukaryota; Fungi; Ascomycota; Leotiomycetes; Helotiales; Hyaloscyphaceae.